AUGCCUGGCAAAAUCAUCUCCGUAACCUCGUCCUCGCACUUCUCACAGCUGCUGUCGCAAAGCACCUACACAGUCGUCGACUUCUACGCCGACUGGUGCGGGCCAUGUAAAGCAAUCGCGCCCGUCUUCCAGAGCCUCGCCGAGAAGGAGACGAAGCCCGGAAAGCUGCAGUUUGUCAAGGUCGAUGUAGAUUCGCAGCAAGAAGUCGCGAAGAAGUACGGCGUAUCUGCCAUGCCGACUUUCCUCGUAAUCAAAUCCUCCUCCGCCGUCGUCGACACCAUCCGUGGCGCGAACCCCGCCGCCCUCACAGCCGCCGUGCGCAAGGCCGCGGGCGACGCUUCUGGUGCUGGCCCGGCAUCUGCGGUUUUCUCGACGAAAGGUCGUACCUUGGGAUCUGCAGAUGCGCCCAGUAGGCCGGUCGGCGAGAGCCCUUUUGCUGGCUUACAGAGGAUGAUCAUGGGCAAUGGCGGGCUGAGCGAUGUCAUCGUAAGGUUUGUCGCACUCUACGUCAUCAGCCUCUUUGCGUUCAAUGGAUACAAGGCAGCGGAAGAGAGUGGGUUCAAUGUCAAGGCGAGGUAG
Messenger RNA from Parastagonospora nodorum SN15, 579 nucleotides. RefSeq lists its product as hypothetical. NCBI's taxonomy places the organism in Eukaryota, Fungi, Ascomycota, Dothideomycetes, Pleosporales, Phaeosphaeriaceae. The transcript has 2 exons. The record is from RefSeq and is a predicted model, not a curated record. Bases 1 to 579 code for a protein of 192 amino acids.